AUGGCGAAGAUUUUUGCAAAGAAAUUCACAAUUAUAUCUCCAGUUUGGUUUCAGUUAAAACCGAUUGAUUACGAAAUUGAUGGUAUUCAGAACAUCGACUUCAAAUGGAUGGAAAGCGUCAAAUCAGCGAAUAGCAAUAUCACAUUUGCUCCUAGGGUUAUCUUUGAGCAAUGGAACGCCGGUGAUUUUCAGAAUGUUUUUACGAACAAUCAACACAGAUUAGAUUGCAUCAAAGCCCUUCGCAACCUCUGCAAGACUCAUGGCUUUAGUGGACUAACUUUGGAAGUUUGGAUGCAACAUUUCGGGACAUCCCAACAAGUUCUUAUGGAUUUUCUGAUCGAACUUGCUAAAGGACUUCACAUUGAUGCAAAGUUUUUAAUUCUUCCCAUUCCUCCAUCUGUUUAUAAAGGAAACUUUGAAGGCAGGUUUGGUAAAGCUCACUUUGAUGUACUGGCAAAAUAUGUUGAUUACUUCAGCCUAAUGACCUAUGAUUACUCGAAUCCGUACUCCCCUGGUGAAAACGCGCCCCUUGAAUGGAUAACCCAGUGUGUUAAAAAUCUUGUUCCUAAUGACAAAGACACUGUGAAACGUGCUCGAAUUCUUACUGGUAUUAACUUUUAUGGAUAUGACUAUACUCCCUCACAAAGAGAUGGUCGAGCUAUUGUCAGUCAUGAAGUAGUUGAUAUUGCAAAGAAGUUUUCUCCGAAGUUUAAAUGGCACACUGACUCUUCAGAACACUCAAUGGAGUAUAUUGAUGAAAAAGGUCACGAGCAUUCUCUCUACUUCCCCACUAUUUACUCCAUCGCUAAGCGAGUUGCUAUGGUGGAGGAUAUGGGUACUGGAUUGUCAAUUUGGGAGAUUGGCCAAGGAUUUGAGAGUUUCUAUGAUCAGAUCUGA
Rodentolepis nana is the source of this 897-nucleotide messenger RNA. Lineage: Eukaryota; Metazoa; Platyhelminthes; Cestoda; Cyclophyllidea; Hymenolepididae. The record is from the annotation of a GenBank genome assembly.